Molecule: messenger RNA, 1485 nt
Organism: Vicugna pacos (alpaca)
Lineage: Eukaryota; Metazoa; Chordata; Mammalia; Artiodactyla; Camelidae
Source: RefSeq, a predicted model, not a curated record
AUUCUUCAUCAUUUCAUUUGGAAAUCUGAUCCUUCUGCUUUCCUGCAGGGAAUUUGUGGACCUCUGUUUUGGGUGGAUCAGUAAAGAGGAUUGAAUUGGGGCCCCGACUUCUUUUUUCAUUGAGGAAAGAAUAAGGGGUGCUGCUGAGAGAAGUGCUUCUGCAAUAGCCAUGUCUGAAGCUUUGCUUGGAGCUUCCAUGCCUAUGGCUGUUCUAAAUUUGGGCCAAAUAUAUCCAUUUCAGAGAGGCUUUUUCUGUACAGACAACAGCAUCCAGUAUCCGUACCAUGACAGUACCGUCACAUCCACUGUCCUCACCAUAGUGGGGCUUGGUUUACCCAUUUCCUCUAGUUUGAAGGUGAAGUAUCUCAGUAUGACUUACUUUGGGAAUGUCAUCUGUCAUAAUUUAGCUGGAUUGCCUUUUGCAAUUCUUACUUCAAGGCAUACCCCCUUCCAACGAGGAUUAUUCUGUAAUGAUGAGUCCAUCAAGUACCCUUACAAAGAAGACACCAUACCUUAUCCGUUAUUAGGUGGAAUAAUCAUUCCAUUCAGUAUUAUCGUUAUGAUUGUUGGAGAAACCCUGUCUGUUUACUUUAACCUCUUGCACUCGAAUUCCUUUAUCAGGAAUAACUACAUAGCCACUAUUUACAAAGCCAUUGGAACAUUUUUAUUUGGUGCAGCUGCUAGUCAGUCUCUGACUGACAUUGCCAAGUAUUCCAUAGGCAGACUGCGGCCUCACUUCUUGGAUGUUUGUGACCCAGACUGGUCAAAAAUCAACUGCAGUGAUGGUUACAUUGAAAACUACAUAUGUCGAGGGAAUGCACAAAAAGUGAAGGAGGGCAGAUUGUCCUUCUAUUCGGGCCACUCUUCAUUCUCCAUGUACUGCAUGCUGUUCGUGGCACUUUAUCUUCAAGCCAGGAUGAAGGGAGACUGGGCAAGACUCUUACGCCCCACACUGCAAUUUGGUCUUGUUGCUGUAUCCAUUUAUGUGGGCCUUUCUCGAGUUUCUGAUUACAAACACCACUGGAGUGAUGUGUUGACUGGACUCAUUCAAGGAGCUCUGGUUGCAGUAUUAGUUGCUGUAUACGUGUCUGAUUUCUUCAAGGAGAGAAAUUCUCCUUUUAAAGAAAGAAAAGAGGAGGACUCUCACACAACUCUGCACGAAACACCAACGACAGGGAAUCAUUACCGGAACAGUCACCAACCUUAAAGGUGGUGGAGUGCCCGCAGAAGCUGGCCUGCUUUCUAAAGGAAAAUGAUGGCAACCAGAAAGCAAGAGGAUGCGUCUUUCUUCCCGGUGUAUAAACCUUUAAGGGACUGCUGCUGCUAUACCUCUUGGAUGCCCACUUUACCUGUGUGUAUAUAGUUAACAUUUAACACAACGGUUAUCUAAUAGCUCAAGUUCAUUAAAAACAAUUUCAAGCCUUUCACUAAAACAAUGCCCCACCUGUACAUUUUUUAUUAAAAAAUGUAAUGCUUAUGUACAAA